AAAAGGUAAUGAAUCAUGCAGAAGGAGUAUCUCAUUUAAUGUUUGCAUAUAAUAACUAAAGUAACUUGUUGCCAUCGUCUCCAUAUCUGUACAAGAAAAAGAAACAAAUCCGUAAAACUCAUCAUGUGGCUUUUCAAGAGAAAAGGGCCUUCUGGGUUUUCGUCUUCUUCCACUGCUGAGGAAGUUACACAUGGAAUUGAUGGCUCUGGACUUACCGCCAUUGUUACAGGAGCAUCAAGUGGUAUUGGUUCUGAAACUAGCCGUGUUCUAGCUUUGCGUGGAGUUCAUGUCAUCAUGGCUGUCCGGAAUAUGACUUCUGGAAAAGAUGUUAGAGAUGCAAUAGUUACGGAAAUCCCUGCUGCUAAAGUUGAUACCAUGGAGUUAGAUCUUAGCUCAUUGGCAUCAGUGAAGAAAUUUGCUUCAGACUUUAAAUCAUCAGGUCGCCCGUUGAACCUUUUAAUUAAUAAUGCAGGAAUCAUGGCAACUCCCUUUAUGCUCUCAAAAGACAACAUAGAGCUGCAAUUUGCCACAAAUCAUGUAGGUCAUUUUCUUUUGACAAAUUUGUUGUUGGAGAAGAUGAAGGAGACAGCACGUAAAACAAAGAGAGAGGGAAGAAUUGUGAAUGUUUCGUCAGAGGCUCAUCGAUUUGCAUACAGAGAAGGAAUUCGGUUUGACAAAAUUAAUGAUCCCAAAAGCUACAACAGCUAUGGUGCAUAUGGCCAAUCAAAGCUGGCCAACAUACUGCAUGCAAAUGAGCUUACAAGACGCUUAAAGGAAGAUGGAGUAGAAAUAAGUGCAAAUUCACUUCAUCCUGGAACGAUCACUACCAAUCUUUUUCGUCAUAUGGGUAUUUUUGAUGGUCUGGUCGGCACUCUUGGAAAACUUCUGCUUAAAAAUGUUCAACAGGGAGCAUCAACCACUUGUUAUCUUGCAUUGAAUCCACAAGUGAAGGGGGUAAGUGGUGAAUAUUUUUCAGACAACAAUUUGGCGAAGACGACAGCGUUGGCUAAAGAUAUGGAUUUAGCUAAGAGGCUCUGGGAUUUUAGUAUGGAUCUGAUCAAGUAAAAUGUUGUACAAAGAAAAACAGAAAAGUAACUCUGUAUCUGGUUGUAAUUUGUGAUGUUGCUUAAAUUGCUAAGAGAUGAAUAACAUGACGUGUUCUUAGUAUUAUCAAAUAUUCAGCUUGA
Solanum lycopersicum (tomato) is the source of this 1187-nucleotide messenger RNA. Its product is annotated as short-chain dehydrogenase TIC 32, chloroplastic. The record is from RefSeq and is a predicted model, not a curated record. Lineage: Eukaryota; Viridiplantae; Streptophyta; Magnoliopsida; Solanales; Solanaceae.